Messenger RNA from Oncorhynchus kisutch (coho salmon), 5006 nucleotides. It is a transcript of the gene atp8b5b, whose product is annotated as ATPase phospholipid transporting 8B5b. The coding region runs from base 375 to 3956 and encodes 1193 amino acids. Gene Ontology annotation, biological process: phospholipid translocation; Golgi organization. Lineage: Eukaryota; Metazoa; Chordata; Actinopteri; Salmoniformes; Salmonidae. The record is from RefSeq and is a predicted model, not a curated record. The transcript has 28 exons. Gene Ontology annotation, cellular component: trans-Golgi network; plasma membrane. Gene Ontology annotation, molecular function: ATP hydrolysis activity; magnesium ion binding; ATP binding.
AUCGCUGCCUGCAGUGUUUGCUCAAGCUUUGUGCCAUUACACUGAAUGGGAUCCCGUUCCGUUACCUACUGCUGACUGUGGCUCCCCCAGCCCCUCACAUCCCAGCACUGGGACUCCACCUUUUCUGCUCUGCUCCUGCCUUCUACCUAGGGGUCUGUGAGGAGCGCCUCUGUCUGCGUCUACGUCUCGGCCUGUGUUUGACCAGACGGAAGCAUAGCGCCGAGUGAGAGAACUGGGAGUCAUUGGUAUUGUACUUUCUCCCCGCUCCUCUGAUUUGUACCUAUCUGUGUGUUUUGCUGAAGGACCUUGCCGUUCCUAAGGACUCUGAUACCAUUCUUCUCACUGACGUGGAAUAUGGAAGUGUUGAGGUGAACAUGGGGUCCCUACUGUCACGGUUGGGCCUGGAGUGUGGCGGGAAGGCUGUGAAAGAAGAAGAAAGACACCUACGAGCAAAUGACAGAGAACUCAACUUGUCUUACAAGUACUCUGACAAUGCCAUCAAAACCUCCAAAUACAACAUAUUCACCUUUCUCCCGCUCAAUCUGUUUGAGCAGUUCCAGAGACUGGCCAAUGCCUACUUCCUCUUCCUCCUCUGUCUCCAGAGCAUCCCAGAGGUCUCGUCCCUGCCCUGGUACACCACCGUGGUCCCCCUGGUCCUGGUGCUCUCCAUGACCAUGGCCAAGGACGGCAGCGACGACAUGAACAGACACAGAUGUGACAAACAGGUGAACAACCGGCAGGUGGAGGUCCUCGUUGAAGGAGAACUACAGAGUGAAAAGUGGAUGGAUGUUCAAGUUGGGGACAUCGUCAAGCUAGAGAAUAAUCAGUUUGUCACGGCUGAUCUUCUGUUGCUGUCCAGCAGUGAGCCUCUCAAUCUUGUCUACAUAGAAACUGCUGAACUAGACGGAGAAACUAACUUGAAGGUGAAGCAGGCCCUGACUGUGACAGGGAAGCUGGAGGAUAGCGUAGAGAAACUGGCCAACUUCAAUGGCGAGGUGCACUGUGAGCCUCCCAACAACCGCCUAGAUAAGUUCACUGGCACCCUGACCCUGAAGGGAGAGACGUACUCACUGGACAACGAGAGGAUACUGCUGAGAGGUUGCACUCUGAGGAACACCCAGUGGUGCUUCGGCCUGGUCGUCUUUGGAGGUCCAGACACAAAGCUAAUGCAGAACUGCGGAAGGACCACAUUCAAACGGACCAGCAUUGACCGCCUCAUGAAUGUGCUGGUGCUGAGUAUCUUUGGUUUCCUGAUGAUUAUGUGUUUAUUCCUGGCCAUUGGGAAUGGGAUCUGGGAAUACCAGGAGGGCUCUAAGUUCGCUGCAUUCCUGCCCAAGGGGGUUAACGCUCCCUUCUCAGCCUUCCUCACUUUCUGGUCCUAUGUCAUCAUUCUCAACACUGUGGUGCCUAUCUCUCUCUAUGUCAGUGUGGAGAUAAUUCGCCUGGGGAACAGUUUCUACAUAAACUGGGACAGGAAGAUGUAUUAUCCCAAGAAUGACACGCCUGCCGAGGCCAGGACCACCACGCUCAAUGAGGAGCUGGGCCAGAUCAAAUACAUCUUCUCUGACAAGACUGGAACACUCACACAGAACGUCAUGACCUUCAACAAGUGCUCCAUCAACGGAAAGGCCUAUGGGGAGUUGUUGGACUUCUCAGGACAAAGAGUUGAGAUUAAUGAGAAAACAGAGAAGGUGGACUUCUCUUGGAACAACUUGGCAGACCCAAAGUUCUGUUUCCAUGACAACAGCCUGGUGGAGGUUGUGAGGGAUGGCAACCCUGAGGUGCAGGCCUUCUUCCGCCUGCUGGCACUGUGCCACACCGUCAUGCCCGAGGAGAAGAAGGAGGGUGAGUUGUACUACCAGGCCCAGUCACCAGACGAGGGUGCUCUGGUCACAGCGGCCAGGAACUUUGGCUUUGUGUUCCGCUCUCGUACGCCAGAGAGCAUCACUGUGGUGGAGAUGGGAGAGCUGGUCACCUACGAGCUGCUGGCUGUUCUGGACUUCAACAACGUACGCAAGAGGAUGUCGGUCAUCGUGCGCAGUCCAGAGGGCAAGCUGACUCUGUACUGUAAGGGAGCAGACACCAUCAUCUUCGAGAGACUGAACCCUUCCUGCAGCAACCUAACGGAGGUCACCACCUUGCACCUCAAUGAGUUUGCUGGAGAGGGUCUGCGUACACUGGCUCUGGCCUAUAAGGACAUAGACCCAGAGUAUAUGGAGGAUUGGAAACUGCGCCACCAUGUGGCCAACACUGCCAUGGACGAAAGGGAGGAGAAGCUGGAUGCGCUGUAUGAGGAGAUAGAGAAAGGCCUGCUGCUGUUAGGAUCCACUGCCGUAGAGGAUAAACUACAAGAUGGAGUGCCCCAGACCAUCGAACAGCUGUCCAAAGCUGACAUCAAGAUCUGGGUGCUCACUGGAGACAAGCAAGAAACAGCAGAGAACAUUGGCUACUCCUGCAACAUGUUGAGAGAGGAGAUGAAUGAGGUUUUCAUUGUGUCGGCAAACACAGCAGAGGAAGUCAGAAAGGAACUCCAGACUGCGAGGAGGAAGAUGACACCUGAUGGAACAGAGGAACCUACUGUCAAGAAGAGUAGAAGUGGCCUGUUUUGUCUUCAAAAGACGGAGACGGUGGCGGAUGAGCCAGUGAAUGGAGAGUAUGCUAUGGUGAUUAACGGACACAGUCUGGCAUUCGCCCUGGAGAAGGACAUGGAGAUAGAGCUGCUGCGGACGGCGUGUAUGUGUCAGACAGUGAUCUGCUGCAGGGUGACUCCACUGCAGAAGGCCCAGGUGGUGGAGCUGGUGAAGAAGUACAAACAGGCCGUGACUCUAGCCAUCGGCGACGGGGCCAACGAUGUCAGCAUGAUCAAGGCUGCUCAUAUAGGGGUGGGUAUAUCAGGUCAGGAGGGUAUGCAGGCGGUGCUCUCCAGUGAUUACUCCUUCGCUCAGUUCCGCUACCUACAGCGCCUCCUGCUGGUACACGGCCGCUGGUCCUACCUGAGGAUGUGCAAGUUCCUGCGCUACUUCUUCUACAAGAACUUCACCUUCACCUUUGUCCACUUCUGGUACGGCUUCUUCUGCGGUUUCUCAGCACAGACGGUAUUUGACGAGUGGUUCAUCACCUUGUUUAACCUGGUUUACACAGCUCUACCUGUGCUCAGCUUAAGUCUUUUUGACCAGGAUGUGAAUGACUGGUGGAGUUUCCAGUACCCCCAGCUUUACACCCCAGGCCAGCUGAACCAGUACUUCAGUAAGAGGGCCUUUGUCUACACGGUGUUACACAGUGGCUACAGCUCCCUGGUCCUCUUCUUCAUUCCCUGGGCAGCCAUGUACGACACGGUCCGAGACGACGGCAAAGAAAUUGUGGACUAUCAGUCCUUCGCCCUGCUGGCCCAGACCUGCCUGCUCAUCGCCGUCAGCAUACAACUGGGUCUGGACACCCAUUAUUGGACAGCAAUGAACCAGUUCUUCCUGUGGGGCAGUCUGUCUGUGUACUUUGCUGUCAUAUUCACCAUGUACAGCAAUGGCAUGUUCCUCACGUUAACCUCCUCCUUCCCCUUCAUUGGCACAGCCAGGAACUCCCUGAACCAGCCCAACGUGUGGUUGACCAUGCUACUCACCACCGUGCUCUGUGUGCUUCCCGUGGUGGCAUACCGCUUCCUGCGCAUUCUGUUGUGGCCCACCAUCAAUGACAAGGUGAGGUACAAGGUGAGACAGGACAAGGUGCUGCCCGCUACCCCUCGCCGUGUCCAAGCCCGCCGCACCAGUACCCGCCGUUCAGGCUAUGCCUUCUCCCACGCCCAGGGCUACGGUGACCUGGUGACCUCAGGCAAGUUUCUGCGGAGGACCCCAAAGAGCCGGCCAGCCCUCUUCUCCCAGACAGACUCCCCAUUGGCCCAGACCCAGCCUCAGUUCUACCGCACCAUCAGCGAGCGGGAGGAGCCACCACUGAGUCCCUAGGACUGAUGACCUAACAAGCACACCGUGUUCAGGUCAUUAAGUCUGAAAACACUGACUCAAUCCAUUCCAAACAUCUAUCAAAUAUCAAUCAGCCAUGUUUCUUUAAAAGACUUCAACACUUGAGUCUGAUUUCCACUGAUGUGAGGAUGUGUAACAUUCUUUGUCAGGAUUUUUUUUUAAAUACAAGGACAACCCCAAGCCUGAAUUCAGCAUUUAUUGCUAGGCAUAGAAUUAAGAAUGAAAAUACUGUAAUUUAAUAGGAUCUCUAUGGUGCCUGGCUUAGAUGUAUGUGUAAGCACUUGUAACUGUGAAAAAACUAUUUGUGAAACAGCAAAAAUAUCAUGCUGGGCAUUAGUCAAAGUGAUAAUUAUGUGGUAUUAUGUUCAAGAUUUUACAAUGCAGAUUUAUAAUAUGUUUUAUUAUAGAUGUAUACAUGAAAUGUAGUUAUUAUUGAGUCAUAAUGGUGUUAUUAUACAAUUUGGUGAGACUAAAAUGAUCUUGUUGAAUCUUAGACCUUUGAAUAUUGUUCAACUGACAUUCUAGUGAACUGUGUACUCGGGGUCUUGCAUUGAGUUAUUUAUAAUACAUUCGAUUAUUAUUUAAGAUAUCAUGGGUGCAUUAUGUCAAUCAUAGCCUAUAUCUGACUAACUGACAUAGUAUAUGUAUUUUUGUAAUAUUAAGUUGUCAUAUUUUUUUAAAUCUGAGAAUAAUGUAAUUUGUUUAAUGUAUGUAUGGCCGUUAUUGUAUGGCAAUGUGAAAUGAUUCUCAAUCACUGAAACUCUAAUCAUAGACACUCUCCAAUAUGAUUUCAAGUAUGUACUUUUUCAGCAUUGUAGGCUACAGCCAUAAUACAUGUUUGAUAUUUUUGUAUUCCUUUUGUUGUUGCGAUUGUUGUUUUUAGUCAUUGAUUAUUUUCAAGUAGACUAGUCUAAAUAGCCUACAUGUAUUUCUAUUCGCUAUUGUUAUUGUUGGAAACGGCUUGAGUGGCAAGUCCUGCGCUGUGCGCAUUGGAUAGACACGUUGUGACGCAAAUAAACUGUAUACCGCUGA